UGCGGCUACCGCUGCAGUCAGCUACGCAAAGAUCUUUCUCCGCGAGCGAGCGCAUAACUCGAGAUAAGGCAGAUAGGCGAGACAAACAGCGCCGAUCUCUCCAGCACCGAGGCCGCCGUUCGCUGCCACUCGCAAGCCAGCAUAGAAAACAAGCGGCGGAAAUGAGGCCGCUCGGCCUCGACGUUGUCUUUUUGGCGCUCUUUUUCUGCUGCUGUUGCUUAGCACCCUGCCAGUGCGCCAUACCCACGACCAUGAAGAUACAGAACAACAGCUUCCUGGUGGGCCGGCGGCUGGCCGGCGACGAGGAGAUCGAGCAGCGCGAGGAGAGCCUCCAGGGCAAGCCCGACUACGUGUUCACCUACAGCAAGACCUACGUCGGCAACAACGAGUACCACAUGACGCAGAUCGACGUGAAGGACAUCGCCAAGGCCGGGGCUUACGCGGCCAUCGUGGCCGGCGGUCCCGGCCACACCUUCGUCACGCUCGGCUACACCAUACCCAGGUACACGGACAUGCGCUUCCGCGUCACCAUCAGGGGCAAGAGGCCGCCCUUCAGAAAGAUACCCUGAGGCCCGGACCGCUCCGAUAAUUGUUGUAUAAAAUCCACUGCUUUUUUGCCCAGCCAACCGACAAAAGUAUUCAA
Molecule: messenger RNA, 643 nt
Organism: Trichogramma pretiosum
Lineage: Eukaryota; Metazoa; Arthropoda; Insecta; Hymenoptera; Trichogrammatidae
Exons: 2
Coding region: 162-569 (135 amino acids)
Source: RefSeq, a predicted model, not a curated record